AAUGCAGGCGAUGUGGACAGUGCCUAAAAAACAAUGGCCACUUAGCAAAGAAUCUCGGUGCCUCGCAGUCGACGAAAUCGCUCGUUUCUUAUUGUCAUCGUGACCAUUUGUCUGGUAAAUAUCGCGUUCCUCGGGACUUUAUCAGCAAAAGGCCACAGAAAGGCUUUGAAAAACUAUUCUUCGACGAUUCGCACUUGCAACAAGAUAAUUUAAAAGAAUUUUAAGAUUUUUGUAAAAAAGCAUCAGUAAUGGCAAAAUUACCAGAAGGCAAUGUAAAUUUCGAGGGAGAUCCACGAAUUAAGACACAGAAAAAACUUGAUGAUGAUUUACAUUACUACACAGAUAUUGAUCAGCCAACUAGAUCUUGGUUGAAUUCUUUGCAUCAUAUUUGGAGUUUAUGGAAAAAAAGUGUUGCUGUUACACUAACUCUACACGAGUACUUUGAUACAGCACCCAAUCCUUAUUACAGUGCUUUGAGAAUCUGUUUCAAUACCAAUGAUUUCCAUUAUGCCAAAACAAAGUCCUCUUUAGCAUUUACAGUAAUUGAAGAAUUUAUUAUUUGGAUAAAACAAAAAAAAGAUAACUUCAUAGCAUGUCUAUCUAUACCCUUAAAAAUUGCUGCUUUCAAAAUUAUUACUAAACAGAAGAAUAUACAACUAAUUAAAAUGGUGUUUGAAGUAUACGAAUUGCAAGCUAGUAAAGAUAUUUUUGUACCUCACAUCAAGGAAUUGCUUGAUGAUAAAAAAUUUAAAGAAUCAGGUCAGGUGGUGGAACUAUUAAAACUCCAAAGUUCAUUUGCUAAUCCAGAAGUACUGUUACUUCCUUUGAUACUCCAAAAUAAAGUGUCAAUUGCAGAAGACAUUUUGCGAAAUGAACCUGAACUUCAACAUAACUUUGUUACUUAUUUAGAUCAAUUACUGUCUCCAGACAAAAAUUUAACUGUGUUUCUAGAGAAUUUUGCUUCAGACAAUUUCAUUUCCGAUGUAAAGAUAUCUACUUUACAACACAAACCAUUCGCUAAAUUGGUAGCUCGCUUGGCUAAACUUUAUAAUCUUCCACCUGAAGCCUGCCCAUAUUUGCACAAGAAAAGGGGUGAAGGUGCCCUACAGUUCUUAGUUUAUAAACGUUAUACUGAUGGAAGUUUGAGUGUACAAAGUUGGAGGGAAAUGGCGAAAGAAGCUGUUUCAUCUGACCCAAGGCUCCAAGUAGAAAUUUUAAAAUUAUUGCUAAAUGUAAAUGAUGCUCCUGAAGCUUUGUAUUUUGCAAGAUUGUACAAUGUACCUAAAGAGCAGUGGCCUUGGCAUUUACAGAAUUGGUCUUCUGAGAACACUGACUCUGCUGAUAAUGUUCAAUCAAAUGAUUUGAAAGAUCAAGAAGAUUGGGAUGAAGAUGAUAUUGCAGUGUAUCAUACAUUAAAUUUACCUAGGGAUAGUAUUUAUAUGAUAGACUCAACGAAAUCUUUUGAAGAAUUCUUAUGCUAUGGAUUAAAAAACAUUAAUCUAGUAGGAAUAGACUCAGAGUGGAAACCAAGUUUUAGUAUUAAAAAGCCAGAAUUAGCUCUUAUUCAGAUUGCAACUCAUGAAAAAGUGUAUAUUCUAGAUGUUGCAAAAUUUGGAGAAGAUCAUAAACAUCUUUGGGCAGAAUUAGGAACAGUUUUAUUUAAUAAUAAAGAGGUGACAAAAUUGGGCUUUGGUAUUGCUCAUGAUAUGACUGUGAUACGAGAAAAUUUGCCAGCUCUUGCAAAUGUUCGAGCAUGUGGUGAAGGGUACUUAGAUUUAGCCCAUUUAUGGAAAAGAUUAUUAAAAGAAGAAUGUUUUGUGUUCCCUUUUGUUGGAGAUGAGCACUUUACAAAUGAAAAUUUGAGUAAAUUGGUAGAAUUGUGCCUUGGGAAUAGGUUGAACAAAUCGGAUCAAUUUUCUAAUUGGCAGAAUAGACCAUUGAGAGAGCGACAAAUUAUAUAUGCAGCUUUAGAUGCAUAUUGCUUGGUGGAAAUUUACAAUGUAUUGUCUGCACAAUGUGAUAAAUUAGGUAUUUCUUUUCAAGACUUGUGUUAUCAGUUGCAUCAUCCUACUCACAAAGUGGCAGCAGGCUCAGAAAAUUCCAAACCUUCAAGGGGAAAAUCAAAAAAAUCACGCAAUAAGUAUCAAGAUACGCAGUUCAAGUACACUAUUCCAAAACAUAUGCACCAAUAUCAAUCUCAAUGGUUGCCGCAAAACGUUCAGCAAAAUCACAAAAAUCAUACUAUCCCAAACAGUGAGAAUUUCAAGCCGUCGACUAGUACACAUGCGUCACGGAAGUCAUUUAACACGAACUCGGAGCGAAAUACGGAUACAAAUGAUAUUGAUUACAAAGGCACACAAAAUCAUUUGAGACCCAGAAACGACCAACCAAAUAGUUCAAAUAAUUAUUCUGUGAAUAAUAAACCUCAACAAAGUUUGACAGUUCAAACAGUUGGUUUCGUCUGUGAUACAAUGCUAAUCGGACUUGCUCGUCAACUACGUAAAUGUGGUCUUGAUUGCCUCUUCUUCUCUGGUGAUAAGAGUGGCGAGCAAUCUUGCAAAGCCGCUUUCGAGCAGGGAAGAAUUUUUUUGACAAGCGACAGACAUUAUGAACGUUUUGUUCAAUAUUUUCCUGUGGGAUAUUGUUAUAAUGUAAGGAAAUGCAAAGCUGAGAUGCAGCUCAAAGAAGUCCUUGAACAUUACAACAUUAAAAUAACUGAACCGGAUAUUUUCAGUCGGUGUCAAAUGUGUAAUUCAAACGAAUUUACAUAUGCUUCGAAAGAUACAGUUAAUCAAUUAUUUCAACGCAGCAGUUUACAACCACAUCCCGGUCCGUCGACGAACAAUCAAUUUAACACCUGGGACACGAUGAAAAGAGGUAGGCAAAUGUGCGAUAACGAUAAGCAAUUUAGUUGCCGCUCAUGGCGAAUGUAUUAUGGUACCUUGAACAUGGUGAAAUGUACAACAAAGUACAACGCAAAAGUACAAAUAGAUCAAGUUCCAGCGAAUAUUUUGCAACACGAGAAGAAAUUUUACAUUUGCGACGGUUGCGGAAAAGUUUACUGGUUUGGUUCUCAUAUCAACAACGCUCUUAAUAGAGAAUUGAAAGAUAUUUUAACUUAGGUUUUUAUUUCGCUUGAACCGAG
This is a messenger RNA of Phymastichus coffea, 3145 nucleotides long. It is a transcript of the gene Nbr, whose product is annotated as exonuclease mut-7 homolog. The coding region runs from base 249 to 3122 and encodes 957 amino acids. Gene Ontology annotation, biological process: nucleobase-containing compound metabolic process. NCBI's taxonomy places the organism in Eukaryota, Metazoa, Arthropoda, Insecta, Hymenoptera, Eulophidae. The transcript has 14 exons. Gene Ontology annotation, molecular function: nucleic acid binding; 3'-5' exonuclease activity. The record is from RefSeq and is a predicted model, not a curated record.